Messenger RNA from Echinostoma caproni, 2433 nucleotides. The record is from the annotation of a GenBank genome assembly. Lineage: Eukaryota; Metazoa; Platyhelminthes; Trematoda; Plagiorchiida; Echinostomatidae.
AUGAAACCUCUCUGUGAAGCGGCUGUCCAAUCCGAAAUGGAGUAUCAACAAGGAAGCGCUGCAUGCCAGAUGCCUGAAUUUCAAACUCUGGACGGAUCAGCCACCACCAGUCGAUCGCCGGUCACAUCUCGAGGAACUGACAAUUUUGGCAACACGCUUAUCAACCUCCCUAAACGAGACCUGGUGACAUUCGAGGGAGAUCCUGCCCGCUACUGGCUCUUCAUGCGCUGUUUCGAGGCGAACGUCCUAAAGUCUACAACCGAUCCAACAAUCAGGCUGUCCAACCUGGUUCAAUAUUGUUCCGGCGAGGCCAAAAGAGCCAUCGAGAGCUGUCUAAAACUGGAUCUUGAGGAGGAAUUUACCGAAGCUUUGAACAUCUUGCGAAAGCGGUUCGGAAGGCCACUUAUGAUAGCCAGGACGCACAUCGAUGCCCUCAUGGAUGGCACCGCGAUCAGACAAAACGUUUUCGCAACCCUAUCGAGACUAGCUGGGGAGCUCCGUACCUGCUACACCACCUUGAGGCAAUUAAAGUAUGAAUCAGACAUAAAUGCUUCUCGGACCGUUGGUGCCAUUGUGAGACGUCUACCAACUCAUGCUCAGUUUAAGUGGGCAGAACACGCCGCUAGGUGCAUGAGAGCUAACAGAGAGCCACAAUUUUUGGAUCUCAUCGAAUUUGUCGAGGAGACAGCCGACGUCAUGGACACAUUUCUCUCCUUCGCACAGAGACCAACUACCGGGACUUCAACUAUCGUGGACAAAGUUGGCAACUCUAGACCUCGAGGUUCCUCAGCUCAUAUUCUCGCUACAUCUGGUUCCAAAAGGUCUUACUUAACGUGCUCGUGUUGCAGUGGACACCAUUAUUUGGACGAGUGCGAUAGAUUUUGUCAAUAUGGCGUCCACGAACGCUUGAAGAUGUGCCGAGAGAACAGACUGUGCAUCCUAUGUCUGAAAUCAAACCACGACCGAAACUCAUGCCGUUCCCGUAAAAGUUGCGGGUUAAAUCAAUGUAGGGCUGCUCAUCACCCGCUUCUACACACAAAUCUCGAUGAUCAACGGACCAAGCCAAACGACCCAGAGGCAACCUGCUACACCCUGAAACACUCAGACCGGUCACAAGUGGCGCUAGGAGUCGUCCCCGUGAUAGUGUCGGGACCCGGAGGCCAGGUACAGACGGUGGCCUUACUAGACAAUGGCUCUGAUACAUCCUUGGUUGAUUCCGAACUACUAUUGGAAAUUGGUGCACAAGGGAAGGUCGAGUCGUUGAAGAUCAGUACCGUGACUGGAUGUGGGGUUUUUCAGUCCCAAAGGCUAGACUUGAACGUCCAGGCAAUGGGUGCUAAAGAAACUAUUCCGCUUCAAGGAGUUCGUUCUGUACAAAAAUUUCCGGAACUAGUUCGCGGCUCCAAAGCGAAGGUGCAAAUGGGGUGCUGGGAGCAUUUAUCCGAUCUACAGCUCCCAGAAGUGACUGGAAAGGCCAUUGCUGAUAAUGCAGAAAAGUUCCCGAAACAUGUGAUCGAUCUAGCUAACGAGUGCUUUUAUGUCGACGACUGCUUGUUCAGUGUGGAUACUGAGGAAGAAGCCAUAGGUUUGAUUGAUAACUUGAAGGCUAUCACUUAUUCAGGUGGGUUCCGUUUGGUGAAGUGGGUCAGUAAUGAAGAGUGCGUCCUGAGACCCUUACCUCCAGAAGAACUAAGGUCUCCAGAAUCACAGCAUAGAAUCCAGUACGGUUGCUUGGAAAGUGCACUUGGUGUGGUGUGGAAUAUCACCGACGACAGUAUACAGUUCGACUUGAAGGAAUUCGAAGGCAGCCCUACUCGAAGAAAAAUAUUAUCCUUCGCGGCCUCCGUCUACGACCCUUUGGGUAUCCUAGCACCAGUUUUACUUAAUCCAAAGCUGCUACUGCAGGACCUUGUCAGACAGAAAUUGGAAUGGGACGGACAGCUAUCCGAAGAAGAAAACAAUCGCUGGACCCGAUGGUUACAGGAGCUAAAGGAGUUAAGCCGUGUAUCUAUACCUCGUUGUUUAACACCUAAGGGAUUCCGAAGGGUUGCUCUCCAACUACACUGCUUUUCAGAUGCCUCAGAAGUAGCAUACGGGGCCGUGUACCUGCGAUGUGUGGGUGAGAAUGGAAAAGUCAUAUGCCGCUUAGUUCUCGGUAAGGCCAGAGUCACUCCUAUACGGAUCGUGUUUAUUCCUCGUUUGGAGCUCACUACCGCUUUCUUAUCGACGCGACUUGCCACGCAAGUAGUCGAGGAAAUGCAUUUGGAAUGCCCAGUGAUCUUUUGGACCGACUCCAUGAUAGUUUUGCAACUUCUACGGUGCUUGACGCGACGUUUCCCGACUUACGUAGCCAAUCGAGUAUACAUGAUACACCAGUGUUCACGUCCUGAUCAGUGGCGUUAUGUGAUGUCGAAGCAGAACCCGCUGACCUAG